This is a messenger RNA of Onychostoma macrolepis, 2944 nucleotides long. RefSeq names its product abl-interactor 1a (gene abi1a). Gene Ontology annotation, cellular component: intracellular anatomical structure; lamellipodium. The record is from RefSeq and is a predicted model, not a curated record. Gene Ontology annotation, molecular function: SH3 domain binding. Lineage: Eukaryota; Metazoa; Chordata; Actinopteri; Cypriniformes; Cyprinidae.
UCAAAUGAACGAUUCCGACAUCACUGGGGCUGAGCUUGAGUUCUCAAUCAAAUCCCAGAGACGAGGAGUAGGAAGCUCUGUGGAGACAUGUAAGAUGGCAGAGCUGCAGAUGUUACUAGAGGAAGAAAUUCCAGCCGGUAAACGAGCUCUCGUGGAGAGUUAUCAGAACCUUACGAGGGUCGCGGACUACUGUGAGAAUAAUUAUGUUCAGGCACAGGAUAAGAGGAAAGCCUUGGAGGAGACCAAAGCCUACACCACCCAGUCUCUGGCAAGUGUGGCCUAUCAGAUCAAUGCCUUAGCCAACAAUGUUCUGCAGUUGUUGGAUAUCCAGGCCUCGCAGCUGCGCAGGAUGGAGUCUUCCAUCAACCACAUAUCUCAGACGGUGGACAUCCAUAAGGAGAAGGUCGCCCGACGAGAGAUCGGCAUCCUGACAACGAAUAAAAACACAUCAAGGACUCAUAAGAUCAUCGCUCCGGCCAACAUUGAGCGGCCGGUGAGGUACAUCAGGAAGCCCAUCGACUACACAGUGCUGGAUGAUGUGGGUCAUGGCGUAAAGUGGCUUAAAGCCAAGCAACACGGCAACAAUCAGUCAGUCAGAGGAGGAACUCUCUCCAGGACCAAUCCCCCUACACAGAAACCUCCCAGCCCACCCUUGGCAGGACGAGGCACUCUUGGGCGUAACACUCCUUAUAAAACACUUGAGCCAGUGAAACCUCCAACAGUGCCCAACGAUUACAUGACAAGUCCAGCUCGCUUGGGCAGCCAGCACAGUCCAGGACGCACUGCGUCUCUGAACCAGAGACCGAGAACCCACAGUGGCAGCAGCGGUGGCAGCGGCAGUCGAGAGAACAGUGGCGGCAGCAGCAUCGGCAUUCCCAUCGCCGUACCGACUCCCUCCAUUCCCAACUCAGUCCCAGUCACACCCUCAUGGGGCUCCCCUGGAGCUCCUCCCCCUGCCCCUCCUCCUCCACCCCCCCUCCCUGGCCAGGGCCCACCAAUGCCAGCUGCUGCUAUAGCUGUGGCUGCUGGGCCAGGUCUUGGGCCCAUCCCCAUGUCGCAGUUCGGCACGAUAUCUCGGCAGAUCUCUCGACACAGCUCCACCACCUCCUCCGUCUCCAUGGUUUCUGCCACGGGUACAUACCGCCGAGCGCCGUCCGUGUCUUCCCAGUUCUCCCUGCAGCAGCCGCACAUUAACGGGGGCACAAACGCAAUGUCUAUGGCCCCCCCUCCUCCACCCAUGCCUCAGCUCACCCCACAGAUCCCGCUCACAGGUUUUGUGGCCAGAGUACAGGAAAACAUUGCAGAUACCCCGACUCCUCCCCCUCCUCCUCCCCCUGAUGACAUACCCAUGUUUGACGAGGCUCCGCCUCCACCGCCGCCUCCGCCAGUCGACUAUGAAGAUGAAGAGGCAGCUGUAGUGCAAUACAGUGACCCCUAUGCAGAUGGAGACCCAAAUUGGGCUCCCAAGUCCUACAUUGAGAAAGUGGUUGCCAUCUACGACUACAUCAAGGAUAAGGACGAUGAACUGAGCUUCAUGGAAGGAGCCAUUAUCUACAUCAUCAAGAAGAAUGACGACGGCUGGUUUGAAGGCGUUUCCAACGGCGUCACUGGUCUGUUUCCCGGAAACUACGUGGAGUCCAUCAUGCACUACGCCGACUGAAGGGGGAGCGGACCUCAGAAUCAGACCUCAGAUCAACCCCAAACAAUCAGAUCUUGACCACAGCAUAGAGCGUGCACAAGAACACGGCUCAAUGUUUGUUCCUCACAAAUGGCGAAUCAUGAAAAUCGAUGAACUUUUUCUUUGUGGUGAUGGGUGGAUGUGGGCAAAUGGGAUGACCAACUAUUCAGAGGAAGUCAGUGUACAUAAAAUGAAAGUUAGCCUGUGGGUGUCUGUAGUGAAUGUCAAUCACAGUAUCUUCAGCAGUCAAUGCAACAUGUGAACAUGUAAAGUAGAUGAUUGUCUCUGCUUUUAUGACAUUUCCAACUAAAAGUCGACCAUUUAUUUGAUUUCCUUUACCUCUUCUCUACAUUCGCUUUUGUUUGGACAUUUUGGAUGAAAAAAAUCACUCAUCUUAUGAACCAAUUCAUUUUAGUGUUUUAUCAUGAAGCACCAUGUCAUUGCCCCAAAGUGUAUCAAAUUCUUAACGUAAAGCAUGCAUACAAAAUUGAAAUAUGUAUUGUAACCUAAACGUUAAAUUCCAUACUGCUUUCAUCUUUGUAUUAUUUACAGUACACUUUUUAUUUUUUUUAUAUAUAUAGGCAUUUGUAGACUACUUAUAUUUAUGCUCUAAUUUUUAGUUUAAUAUUGAUUUUUUUUGGGGGGGGGGUAAUAAAUGCAAAGCACAGAACUUUUUUCUUUUUUCCCCGAAGACUCGAAUUCUUUCCCUCCAUCUUAAUAUUUUUUUAGUUAAUGCCACAAUGACUUAAGUAUUUUCUACAAUGAACAAACAUGAAUUCUGUGUAGAUAGCUUUAAUAUUUAGUCUGUAAAGUAUCUUAAGUAUCUAAAGGUCUCUAAUCAAUACAAAUCACAAUUCUUACAGUGCUGGACUCAUUAUUUUACAGUACCAAUACUGUGGUUGGCGCAUUGAACAAUGAACUGAGGAGUAUCAGAAUCGCAAUCUUGAGAUCUGAACUAGUUACUCAACUCAGGUCUGGCAUUAAUUCCUCCUUUUUUAAAACUUUCAUCCAUUUCCAUGCUUUGAGCUGUUUUAGGAGUCAUACCGUCUGACAGAGAUUUCAUUAAUCUACAUCUGACCGUUGUCAGUCAUUUCAGGUGUUCAAAGCUAAUGCCUUGAGACUUUUUUUGGUCAUACUGAAACAUUUGAAGUGUUCCAACUGAAUUCCAACUGUGCUGAAGCUCGUCUCAGCUCAGAAUUUGUAUUUAUAAUAUGUUAAUUGAAAUUUAAUUGUACAGUCUUUUAUAAUAAAUCAUUCUAUGUAAAA